AUGUUCGUUCGCACCGCUUCCCAGGCUGUCCGCAGCUCUGCUGCGCGCGCCUCUGUCACCCCAAUGGCCCGUGUUGCCGCUCAGCAGACGCGUUCUGCUUCCGAACACGCCAUUGCCAACCCUACGCUCGCCGGUAUCGAGAAGCGCUGGGAGGCUCUGCCGCCUCAGGAACAAGCCGACUUGUGGAUGCAGCUCCGGGAUCGUAUGAAGGUUGACUGGCACGAGAUGACUCUUCAGGAAAAGAAGGCUGCCUACUGGAUUGCAUUCGGAGCUCACGGUCCCCGCAAGGAAGCCCCCAAGGGUGAAGGCUGGAAGAUUGCUUCCAAGGUUGUCCAACUUGUUGCGGUCUCUGUUGGCCUGUUCUAUACCACUCGUCUUUUCGCUAAGCCACCUCCUCGCACAAUGACCAAGGAAUGGCAAGAGGCCAGCAACGAAUAUGCCCUUAAAGAGAACAUUGAACCUAUCACAGGUAUUAGCAGCCAAGGCUACCAAGGCGUCGGUUACGUGCAGAGCCCACCCGAGAAGUCCUCAUAG
This is a messenger RNA of Talaromyces atroroseus, 534 nucleotides long. RefSeq names its product Cytochrome c oxidase polypeptide 5, mitochondrial. The transcript has 3 exons. Bases 1 to 534 code for a protein of 177 amino acids. Gene Ontology annotation, biological process: mitochondrial electron transport, cytochrome c to oxygen. The record is from RefSeq and is a predicted model, not a curated record. NCBI's taxonomy places the organism in Eukaryota, Fungi, Ascomycota, Eurotiomycetes, Eurotiales, Trichocomaceae.